AUGAAUGCCGCUAAUGGCGCGCUGGUGCCAACAGUCCACUCUGUUUUUGAGCAGCUCGAACACGAUGAAGGAAUCAAUGUUCUUCAAAUGAAAGAUGAGCCUGGCAUCGUAAUGGCUGUAAUAAUUAAUGCCUACACCCUACAGUCCAUGUCUAUCUGCCCGCCCUCGGCGAAUACUUUACAAAACCUAGUCUCACUAGACGGUGGUGAUGUUAGGGAAGACGCUACUCAAUACCUGUAG
Molecule: messenger RNA, 240 nt
Organism: Aspergillus nidulans FGSC A4
Lineage: Eukaryota; Fungi; Ascomycota; Eurotiomycetes; Eurotiales; Aspergillaceae
Exons: 5
Coding region: 1-240 (79 amino acids)
Source: RefSeq, a predicted model, not a curated record